Molecule: messenger RNA, 1185 nt
Organism: Spodoptera litura
Lineage: Eukaryota; Metazoa; Arthropoda; Insecta; Lepidoptera; Noctuidae
Source: RefSeq, a predicted model, not a curated record
AUGCUCGCCGACAUCGAAGGCAAAAUAGAUAAAGAACGGAAACACAGAAGAAUAGAGGACAUUCCGACACAAUUCGAUUUGGACGAGAAUAACGAUGACAUAGAUUACAUGAACUACGGAGUUACAAACAUUUGGUGGCACGACUUCCAUGAGCCUGCGCCUGAAAAUUCUACUGAACUUUCUACUACAUCCAAUUUAUUUAAAAAAGCUUCAGAAACAACAGUACAUACCCACCCACCGAACUGGCCAUUCCCAGAGGAUUUUGGUACGAACAUUACACAACAAGAAAGCUUGAUCCAACAUGAUCUGAAGAAUAGUAUAACGGUAGACGGCCUUGGCUACGGCAGUGCUUCCAUAGACAAAUUAUUUGACCAAAUAUUCAAGAAGGAGUUUCGAACCGCAAACGAGUUGUUUGUUACUUUCGUAGUUGACGUAAACGAACGAAUCAGCGCAGGGAAGCUUGCAAGUAUGGGCCAGCCUUUGUUGAGAGCACUAACAGAGUUACUACGCAACAUAGCAAAUAAUAGAUAUGGUGUACAUAGUAAUUAUGCAACAGACAUAAUGGAAAUGGUCCAAACAGUAAUUAAAAACAAAAAUACAUUCAAUGGUGAAUAUAAAGAACUCAUUGAUUUGUACGAUAGCUUGUUUACGAAAGAAGAAGGGGAGGAACUCCUUGCAUCGCUAGAAGUUUUCGAACAUUAUCCUGAGGGAGGAAAAACUCCGGAACAAGUAUGCGAACGGAUCUUAAAUGCCUUCCUAGCUCCGUAUAAUAAGAUAGAGGGUACAGAAGAACAAAAAAAAAUAGUUCGUCUUUUAUACAAAGUUUCUCGAAAAUUAACGGAAAUUUAUGCUCUGUAUAAUGGCUACAACUCAUCUAUCGUACCAGAAGGAGUAUGAACUACAAAAAAAUUGUCCAACACAUAUUACAUAAACAUCCCAGAAUACUAAAGAAAUUAAAUGAACAUCAUAAAGAAAGGAUAAGAAGGCAUCGUCGGGAUUCACGAGACUAUCACAAUUAUGAUGAAACAAUGCGAUGACAUCGGUUGGUGUGGUGGCUGCUGGCUGGGCAACGUGUACGUGUGGCUCGGGUCGAUUCCUCCACGGAGCAACGAUUUGUGUGAUCCACAAAUUGUUAUUCCGGGUCAGGGUGUCACGUGUAUGUGAAAUUGUAUGUUUGUAAACGAA